Spirometra erinaceieuropaei is the source of this 15406-nucleotide messenger RNA. NCBI's taxonomy places the organism in Eukaryota, Metazoa, Platyhelminthes, Cestoda, Diphyllobothriidea, Diphyllobothriidae. The record is from the annotation of a GenBank genome assembly.
AUGGGAGACAACCCAAGCGAGCCAUCAACUUCUCUCAGCCAUUCCGCGUGUUCAACAGGACCCUCAGUUGGAAGUGAGGAAACAAGCUCAUGGCAAGGUGGAAAGGGUAAGCGUCACAACGGGAGUAUAGAACCCCAGACGACUCCGGUGGAUCUUCUGAGACCUUCAGCUGACAAGGCCACCGGAAACAGAAAAAAUGAACCUCUUGAUCGUCAGCAUUGCGUAGUCGUCCAGGGUCUAUCGGAGUCGGAUGCUCCUACCCCAAAGGAGAGGAUCUCCGCUGACCUUAAUAUGCUUCAACACCUACUGAACGAAAUGCUUAAUUCGAAUGAAAAGAUAGCCAUUCGCGCAGUCUUCAGGAUCGGAAAGAAGGUGAGCGAACAAUAAGAAACUGUGAGGCCACGACCUCUGAAAAUUGUUUUGAACAGUAAAGAGGAAGCUAGCUUACUUCUGUCCAGGAAAAGCAGCCUCCGAAACUUUCAUAAGGAAGUUUGUUUGCAGCCGGACUAUUCUCCAGCGGAACGUCUGAAACGCCGCGAAUUGGUAUUGGAGUUGAAGAGGAGACUUGCAGCGGGAGAGAGCAACUUGGCCAUUUUCAGGGGACGAGUAAUACAGAGGAACGCGAUGUUGUUUUGGAACCAGCCAGUCAUCAUGAUGGCGGCAGCAACAUAAUAUUGGCAAACCCGAGACAAACCGAGCGAAGCACUGUCGAAUGUUGCAAACUAAAAUUCUUUUACACCAAUGCUCAGAGUCUGUUUUCCAAGCUUGACGAACUGAGAAUACAGGUAGACGAUACUCUUCCCGAUGUAAUAGCAAUAACAGAAACGUGGCUGUCAGAGGACGUUGGUGAUUGCGAGGUAGCAUUAACAGGAUACCAUUUGUUUAGGAGAGACAGGAGAGGCCGCCGGGGUGGAGGAGUUGCCAUGUAUGUCAAGAGCAACUUAGCAGUGUUUGAGAGAACCGACAAGAUUUCUAACGACACAGGGGCAAUUUGGCUGACUAUAAAGGCGCGGGGAUCUCAGUCCCUCGAAGUCUUAACUAUCUACCGGCCCCCGCAGACGGAUCCCGACCCAGAUACUUGUCUACUGAAGAGCAUAAAAGAGAUCGCCAGCCGACCAGACGUUGUUAUCAUGGGGGAUUUUAAUGCACCAUGCAUUCAAUGGAGCGAUAUGCAUGCGAAAUGCUCGAUGAAUACCUUCGAUUACCAUGUACUAAAGACAACUCUAGAAGCUCUACUCACGCAACAUGUCCUGUUUCCAACUAGAGCUCGUGGAGGGCAACAGGCCAGUUGUCUGGACCUCGUUUUUACCAAAGAUCCUGACAGUAUAGACGAGGUGUACUACCUAUCCCCGCUCGGUCGAAGUGAUCAUGCAGUGCUUUUAUGCGAGUACUUGCUGUAUUCAGAACCGUGUACAAAAGACAAUACGAGGCCAAAUAUAUGGAAAGGGGACUUUCGCCAAAUGAGAGCUGAGGCAUCACAAAUAGACUGGGAUGUUCUCUUCUCCGGAAACGUUAACGAGGACUGGAAUUUAUUCAAGGAUCGUUUACUGCACCUUAUGAAGAACCACUGUCCCUUAUCAAAGCCUAGGACAUCCAACCGCCCUCAGUGGCUUACACGAGAACUCAAAAGGGAGAUCAACAAGAAAGGUAGGUUAGGAAAAAAUUUCGCGAGAACAACAAUAAUGCAGCGUUUACAGGAUACAAAAUUCAAAGAAAUAAGGUGAAAAGCCUGAUUUUCAGGAGGCGGCGGGAUUUUGAGAGUAAUUUGCUCCACCGAGCCGUUAAAAAUCCGAAAUUGCUCUACAGCUAUUUGCGGAAAAGCACACGUAACAGGAAUCCCAUUCCUGUUAUGAGGGGUGAUGACGGCUUGGAGGUAUCGGACAGUACAAAUAAGGCUGAGAAAUUUUCUCAAUUUUUCCGAUCCGUUUUCACAAGAAAAGCGGACUUUAACCCAUCUAAUUCUGAGAACAUGAGAGAUCCCACUAUCGAAAAUAUUGGGUUUCGAGAAGAAGCGAUUUUGGAAGAACUGAAAAGCUUGAAGGAAUGUAAAUCUCCCGGUCCGGACGAGAUUCCAGCAAAGCUGCUCUUUGAGCUUGCCCAACAGCUGGCCAAGCCACUAUCCUUUCUGUGCCAAAAAUCGUUUGAUACUGAAAUUCUUCCCACAGACUGGAAGACGGCCCACAUUACACCCCUUUACAAAAGCGGUAGUCGUGCUCAGGCGACAAACUACAGACCCGAAAGUCUGACAUCAAUCUGCUGCAAAGUGAUGGAGAAAACAAUCAAAAAGGCGUUGAUGGCUUACUUGGAAACCCACAACCUCUUGUCCAAUACACAAUAUGGUUUCCGUAGGGGAAGAUCAUGUGUUACGAACUUGCUAUACACAAUGCAAAGUUGGACACGAGCACUGGACGCAAAACACACCGUGCAUGUUGCCUAUAUUGAUUUUCGGAAGGCGUUUGACAGUGUUCCGCACCAGCGUCUCCUACACAAGUUGAGAAUUAUGGGCAUCGGUGGCAAACUUCUCAAAUGGAUCGAAAAUUUCCUUGUCGGCCGCUCCCAAAUUGUCUGCGUAGAACAACAGCAAUCAAGGUGCACAUUCACAGAGAGUGGGGUCCCACAAGGCUCGGUGCUCGGACCAACUCUCUUUCUCUUGUUCAUCAAUGAUUGCGUAGAUGGGUUGGACUGUGAUUGUGCCAUGUUUGCGGAUGACAUAAAAAUCUGGAAAGUCAUCCAGAAUGCUGCCGAUGAGACGAACUUCCAAGAAAAUCUUUGUUGGUUGGACGAGUGGUCCCGCAGAUGGCUCUCGUCCUUCAAUUUGAACAAAUGCACCAUUCUGCGCCUCGGAAAUCAGAGCCCUAGUUCGCGGCAAUACCAUCUGAACGGAAUGCCACUCCGAGAAGCAGAAACUCAGAAAGAUCUCGGAGUUUGGGUUGCAGACAGCCUAAAGCCUUCUACACAAUGCUAUAAGGCGGCCAAGGCCGCAACGUCAAUGCUAUAUGCCAUCAAGCGGGCAUUCGUAGUUUUCGAUGAAGACUGCUUCACCAAAGUCUUCGGCACGUUUAUAAGGCCCCAUCUCGAAUAUGGAAUUCAGGCCUGAAGACCGUGGACGCACCAGGAUUACGAUUUGCUCGAAAGGGUGCAGAGGCGAGCCACAAAAUUAGUAAGAGGUCAAAGUGCACUGCCAUAUGAGAUUCGCUUAACUAACCUUAAUCUCUAGCCUCUGAAUUAUAGGCAGUUGCGCGGAGACAUGAUACAAACUUUCCGUAUCGUGCGCGGCUUGGAUUGUGCCCUUCGGUGCGAUGACAUUUUCCAACUCGCCACUACAAAUAACCUCCGGGGCAUCCUUUCAAGCUACGUGUGCCACAGGGUAGACUGAAUGUGAGAAAAUAUUUCUUCUCCAACCGUGUCGUGGAACCGUGGAAUAACCUGCCCGAGACGGUUGUUAUGUCUCAAUCUGUGGAGACAUUUAAAUGUCGCCUUGACAGAUAUAUGCUGCAGCAACAAGCGGACUAUGUGACUUUUUAACCAUGUGACUAGUGACAUAUGUGAAUCAAUGUAUGCAUUCACUUAAUGCUGUAAUUUCUUCACAUUUUUGCAUGUUUAUCGAUUUUUUAUGUACAAACAGGGAGUUCAAAGGCGUAAGCCUAUUUCCCUCAAAUACACUGACUGACUGACUGACAUAGAAUAAAUAAGCAAUUAAUACGCCUGCAGGAAUGACAUGUGGAAGUGCUGGGUUACAUCAGUUCUGCUGCCGGUAGUGGAAACGCAGGCUUUACUUCCACUAUUAAAAUGUCUGCGCCGAACAAGCCUACUGCAAGUCCUACCGGCGUGUAAGACAAUACCGGUACUGCCACUUCUGUAAAACGUACUGUGCUAGUCCCCACGCGAAAACCUAUGUCUGUUGCGUAAACCACGGUAAAGGUAAUGUUUGUGUACCUGACUAACAAUCAAAUUAAUACGACAGGACAGUGGUCUGCAUAUGGAAAAGCAGUCCCUCCAUCAGCGAUUUCCGUCUACGCAGGCAGUGCCAAUAACACUAGCAGAAGAUGUUACGAGUACAAUCAGUUUAAGAUAUGACACUGCAGAUCCUGCUGCUGUUGGAGCUGUCCUAGCGCAAGCAAGACGUGGGCUAUAUGGAUUGCCAAGUCCACGGCUACCGAUAAUGCUACCGCGAGUGCGCAUUAGAUAGCUUGUCUAUCGUAGUUAACGUCCGCUCAUCAUUCUAUAGGACGCCUGAUGGCGUUAUGUAAUCUCCUACUUCGACAACUGUUACUGUCGUCAAUACUCAUACCACUUAAAGGUCAACAGUAAGUAUUACGAACAGUAAACCAAUAAGUAGAAAAAUAACUAAUACUGUUGCCGCGAGAAAUAAUAAUUUAAGAUAUUAAAACUGAAACAACUAUUCGUUUUCUUCCUGUGAGUGCCUUGGCCGAUCGCAGACAAACUGUCUAUCCACUGGUAAGAGAAUAAUGUGACAUUCACAAUCGAAAUAUUGAACUCUGAACUAACUGUCAAGUCACAUAUCUGUCCAAACUAAGUAUGUCUAGCGCAACCUGAUUAAUUUACGUCUGCGGAAUUUCCGCAUAGGUUGGGAGGUUGCGUCGAGAGAUGGCAUGUCUCAGUGAAUGUCUGCACUGAACAGCGUACAGUACCCGCUAUCCACUAUGUGCCUGCAGACAUGCGGCGGCCACCUCAACCCCCCCUAGUUUUUGUUCUCGCAAUCACGAAGCUCUUACAAUAACGCUUCCGGUGUCACCAAAAGGCCUCGGCAAGUAGGGUUUAAAUGCAGACACCCACUCGAGAGUCUUCAUGCUUGACCCUGCGUGACCUCGAAAUGUUCGUAAUGUUGCGACACAUGUUUCCACAGCACCACUCGGUGUCUUGUGCCUGCAUUCUCCCCUCCCCCACCCCAUCAGACCACUUAUCGUGCUCACAGUUUCAAGAUAAACAAAGCCCUCGAGUUUUCUGAUUGGCCUGAACUUACCACCAUGCGAGGGCGGUGUUGGCCUUGGACGGCGCCUCUUCAACCGGCACCAGUCACGACAUGACCGCCUGCCCACUGUCACAUCCGUUAACCUCCCCCAGUCCUACUUCCCUAGUUAAUCUGAGAUGUAUUCACGAGCCCUGUGUUUGUUCAUUGUCCGAGUUGCAUGACAGGACGCAUUAAUGUGUACGCAUACACGACCUGCAAGAACCACCUCCCUCCGGCAUGGUGUAAUGACGUUUUAGUCACAUUUUACCACAGUAUGAAUUCACUUAACUUCCACCUAAACGCACUUUGCACCUCGGCAAGUCUCUGACCAUCCCUCUAGGUAAACUGCUAAGCCAGCGUUCCACCUUCGGGGAUGUUAACCCGGUAACCGGAUAAUGAGCUCACCUCGGGUAUGAGCACUGCAAAUGGCAAACAUAUGCUUUGCGCCUGCAUGUAACUGCCGCAGUAAAUCGUGAACCAAACCCAAGAAGUUUGUCCAAACCACACAAGCGCGGUAGACAAAACAGAGAAUAAAGAACUCCAGUCGGCAAACAGUUUGAAUACGGAGAAAUUUACUUUGGUGUUUAGGCAGAAUAAAUACUAGUUUAUGAAGGUAAUUCUACCCGGUCACUGCUGUCGUCUGCAAUAUCACAUGGGCAAAGCAAAAUUUAAUAACAUCAACUGGUACGCCGCGUCCAUUUAUAAGCAGCAUAUGGCAACCGUCAGCAUUAUUUCCGAGAGCCGGUUUGUCCGUAAAUAAAGCUCGACACAUAAGUAAUCGCAAAUUCGGGAUUUGAUUGGUGUGGGCAUGAUGAAGUAGGUUAGCAAAUUAUUUUAUUUAACUUCCAUAAGAAUAAUUUUAUGGAAAUAGACCUUAAAUCGAAGGAAUCUGAAUGACUACAUCCAUUGGCUGUGUGAUGCAAGCAAUACGACUUGUGCUGAGAAGACUUGGGAUAUAAAUAUUACUGCGAACUCUACUACGGUAGUCAAUAAACCGUCUGGUAAUAUUACUGCCACCACUUGGGCGGCCUACACGAAGAUAUUUCCUAGAACUGCAACCAUUAACGGUCGUACAUCUACAGCCGUCGCUAUUGUACUGUGGGUAAUGCCACCGCAAGCGGAACUCGUAAUAUCUCUGCCAGUAAUAUAACUGUUAGUAGAACGGCGACCGUAUUGUUAUGGGUACUGCCAUCACAAGCAACAGUACAGCCCUCCUAUGAAAUAAGGCAGUCGGCCAAAACAGAAACCAUUACCGCUGCGGCAAAUGCCGGCUACUGCUACGGUAAAUGGUGUAGGCUUUCGUGCAAGUCAAAACGACUAAUAGUAAUGCCAGUAUGACUUCACCGUCAGAUGCCUGAAUUUAAACUGCAUACGGUAACUGGCAAUAAUAAGCUUAGUGCUAGUACUACUACUACUACUACUACUACUACUACUACUACUACUACUACUACUACUACAGCAACCAUUUCCUCAGGGCGUCGUGACUAGUAGUACAGCAGGUGUGAUAACUCAUGAAAUGUCAACCGAAAUUCCAACAAUGCGUUUUCGUUUCGAAAAGAUUAAUGAAGCAGGGUUGUAACACUAAAAAUCGUGCAGCGUAAUUCUGUACCAAUUCAGUUACCUUAGAAUGCCGACAUUCGAGCGAACGUCUUUCUGGCUGCAUGCAAAACUAUACUCUGUUAAAAUGACUACAUAUGUAGCAUGCACGUUUCUCAUUUAUUCUUGAUGCCCUUAAAUAUUCGAUUGUAUUUCAUGGAAAACAUAUUAAUUCCUUUGGCGCUUUGGUAUAUAAUCACGUCUUCUUCCAAUUAUGUACUCGAAGAAAGGGGUAUAAUUCGGCUUUAAAGUUUCUAAUUGUAAGAUUUUAAUACUGUGAAAUGGCCAAUCAUAAAACGCCCGGACUCUGCAUGUACCGAUGUGGCUUGUGAAGUUAACUGUAUGGCUCAAAUCCACUGCUAAAUUUUAUGAACCCCUUGAGAUUUCCUCCAAAUACCGUAGAGGAAUUAUGGGUUCUCGUACGCGAUGAAAUAUAUGGCUUGUAGUUUGGAAACUCUGAAUGCAAGUGUAACGGCAGGUCGGGUUCAAAAUUAUUCGGGAAUUAUAAAAGUUUUCGAAAACCGAAUUAUAUCCUUCCUUCGAGUAUAAAAUUGAACGAAGACAUAAUUUUGUAUCAAAGGAACAUGCUUCCAUGAAAUGUAAAUGAAUUUUUGAGUGCAAAGAAGAUCAAUGACAAAAAUUCGUGCUACAUAAGUAGUCAUUUUAACAGAAGAUAGAUUUUGCAUACAGCCGGAAAGAAGCCAUUUCGAAAGGGGGCAUGCUCAGGUAUUUGAAUUAUUAUAGAAUUACGUUACACGAUUAUGCAUUUUACAACUCUUCUUAAUUAAUCUUUUCGAAACGAAAACGCAUUCCGGAAUUUCGGUUGACAUUUCAUGAGUUAGUCCAACAUCUGUAAUUCUGAUGGUAAAACUACUGCUGCAGGUAGUUCGACGACUACCAUAAUUGUCCCCUCCUCGGCUGAACUCGAAGCGGACUGUGGCCGAUCGCGUCUGGGUUCCUGUCGUCUCGUCACUUUGACGCGAAUAGUCUCAUCCGGUGUAUGAAUUCUUCCUUGACCAUGUCCGUUUCUAAGUCUUCAUGCACCACCGCAUGCAGGCCAGUCCUAUCUGACCUGCAUACUAACCAUUUCAUGAAAUCCGCUAUACACUACCACGUGCAGGCCGAUCCUGCCCGCACUCGUAUUCUUUCACGAUCGACAGUCUUUUCUCCUUUAAUGUUAGUCCAAUCACAUUUAUUUAGUUUAUUAGGUAAAGGAGUUUUUCUUACUGCUCGCUCCUCAUUUUUCUGACAAAACUGCUUAUUAUUGAAAAGCAUGAACCGAAUGCCCUGUAGAUUCUGCCUACUCGUUUUAAAAUUCAAAGGAAAAUUUAUUUUUAUUGCUAUGAUGGGACGAGGUCACGCUGACAACCCUUCGAGGAGAUACUCACCCAGUAUUCCCGACGUUUCGGGAAGAUAAGCCCUAGCCUCCAUUACCCCGUUCGACAGCUACACCUGUGUUGUGGCCCGUACUUGGCUAAACACGGACGUGCGUGCACAGGCAGACGGAAUUUUUCCUCCAAACUGGUGGGUAUUCCGACAGUGAAAUAGUCCGAUCGUGGCUACGUUUAAAAGGCGGUUGGACUACUUCACUUUCAAUAAAAACGUCUGUAAUAACAGGACAGUCUGUAGCAAUUUAUAUUACAUCACUGACAGACUUUCCACCCAGCCUUUAAAGAGUGAUGUCUAUGACAAAUUCCGGUCUGUGUGUCAUCCCUCUGCACCCUAAGGUUUGUGAAUUUUUGCUAUGCCAUGAUUAGCUACCCAUGGCUCUCGCAGCCUGGUACUCUCUAACAGUUCUCCGGUGCCUGAUUCUCUGGCGUAGAUGCGCUCGAGCUUCUGUUGGGUGUGCAGGCUGUGUGCUUGGCCGCCCAGUCAUCCACUUCCUUUCUGCUGUUGUUGUUGAUCAAAAUCUGGUGAAGUGUCUGCUGUGGACAAUGGGGUGUGGAGUGGAGCGCCAAUGUGCGCGUUCGGCCGCGCCAUCCAUCUGCACCCUCUCCGCAUCCGGUCUCCAUGACUCUACUUUGACAUUGGGUCCAGAUGGCGAAGAGGGGAGAGUGCGACAGAUGCUGCCAAAGUCCACUAUCACAACAAACUACUUCACGCGCAAGUCACCAUACCUGCCUCAUUUUGCUGUUGAGCACAUCAUGAACACCAUCAGAUAUGACGGUCAAAGUAUCAACCAAUCAUUGCGCGUCUAUUUCAAAAUGUCCAGAACAUAUCACAGGCGACAGAUUUUUAAACCGACCGCAUGCAUUUGCAUACAUCAAUGUGACUAUACAUAAAAAAUGGUCGUUAAGGUCAUUGCCCUUACACCAAACGUACAGUUAAAUGGAGAGAAUGAAAAUAAGCCUGAAAUUCCUUAGUGCAAUCUAUGUAAAGUAUGCAUGUGCCGAUGUGUCGGUUUUCAGACCGUAAAUAUACCUGAAAAUGGAGAACUGCCAAAUGCAGAAUGUACGAAAUUGAUGAAUCCACUACUAUAUAUUCAGUAGGCUGCCAUACGAUACCUGUGAUAAACUUAUGUGCUUCAUUAGAGUAUUUAGGAUAUUUAAAGAUGCCGGAAGGAUUUCGUCGGCCGAAAAGUAUUAAACGAUGUGCAAUGGCCACGUCUGUGCGCAGACUCUGUCGGUGAUUCCUACCAAGAUCUUUGAAAGGAUUUAGCGAGGCUAAAUAUUUUCACAUGAAAAUCAGAAACCUAGCAACUGCAUCAGUAUCGGGUUUCCAAAUGCAAUAAUACAAGCCUGUAGCUUAUGAAAUCACUAAAAAUAGUCCGAGAAGCCGAAAGAUCAAGUGUAAAAAUCGCCAUCGCUUAGAUCUUAGAUAAUUGGAAGUGAGCUAGUGAGUUUUACGUAGACAUUUACACAUAAAAUAUCGGGCAGUCAAUGGAAGUUAUGACGUCUGUUAAAGAAUUUUCUAAAUCAUGCUGACGGAUAGGACCCUGAGUUUUCUUUUCUCUGAGCGGAUGAAAGUUCCACGAUAUUAACCAUAGGGUCCUCAUAUUAUUCAGCGUCAACGGCUGGCUGAUUUUCCCCUAACAGACUCCCUGCUGGCCAACAAAACGGCCUACUUUGCGCAUAUUAGUAUAGUAAUUCUAAUUUUAAGUAAGCACGAGCCGUUUUUUAUGUUUUACUUCGUGCACUAUGCGAGUAGGCACCACUUUUCCCGAUUUCAUCAGUCUUGUCAGUUUUCACGCAACCCUCCGUUAUCUACCAACUUAAACUAAUCUUCUCUGACGACAUUUUUUGCCUGUUAUUUUUUAAUAAUUGCUUGUGGCGUAGGUUUGACGUUCUUGUCGAGCAGUUUUUGUCGGGUUGAAGCUAUCAGGCCGUUAACUCUUCUACCCUGUCUACUCAUGGAAUCUCUGCUCAGUUCCUCAGUGCGUAGUGCCAUUUUAUAACCAUUUAAACUUUAACAGAGAAGUAACAAGAUAGACGGUGGUACUUGAUUGCCCUGUGACUUCUAAAAAACUGGACGCCUGGGUCCUUGAGCUACUCGCAGCCAAGGUUACAUGUAAUGGUUAUUGCUUUGGCGGUGGCGCGCAGUUCAUUAGUGGAUUUGUCACAAACAAAGCAUUUGCAACUGACAACGAAGGCCCUCUGCUCCUGGUCCGUAUAGAAUCAUAGGGCGGUGGUGUUUCGAGGCCACUGAGGCUUGUUAGACGACUUCGAAAAAUAUAGUUAUUUUCAAUAUAGUUGUUAAUAAUAAGAGAUUGUCAUAUGCAUCAGUUAAUUCGUGGAAACUGUCUGGUCGUUGGUGAGUUUAUUUUUUCGCGUAUAAAGGCAGGUCCACAAGCAAGUGGAAAGACGUCUUUGAUUCAUGCAUUAGCAGAGUCUCGGAGCGAGUUUUCUAGAACUUAUAACAUGGUAAGAUGCCGAUUUUGGAUUUUUAAAUCAGCAGACAAUCGUCCCCGAAUUAAUUGUCAAAAGCAUACUUGUCGCGGAGAAGAAUGUCGUGGUGGUAAUUGAUUGAAAUACUUUAUUUGCCUAGGAGUUGCUUAUUUAUGAUUAUCCAGGCAGUCCCAUUUAUAUGGACCUUCUAGAGAAAUACGUAAGUCAAGCACAAUCUAUAAUAGGAAGGUGCCAAACUCAAACAUGCUUGCAUUUAUUUUCGAUCUAACGGACAGAGAAAGCUUCGAAACAUGUGAUACAUGGAUUAAGAAGAUAAAGGACGAUGGAACUAAAUUAAAAGCGCCAGGUAAAACGAGCAGGCUAAUAUAUACAUAUUGUUUCAGGGGUUCUCAUUGGGAAUAAGUCUGAUCUCUCAGCGCGGCGCAAGGUGACAGAAAACGAAGCAAAAACAUUUGCUGAAGAGAAUGGAUUAAAUUACAUUGAGACAUCCGUCGUGAGUGCGAUUAAUAAUUUUCAUUUGUUUUAUUCGGCCACAGCAAAAUUUGGAAAGAUUAUUCGGAUUGUGGCAUUGAUGGAAGAAAAACGACUAGCCGACGACAUAACAUAAUGAUUAUGGGCAUUAGACUGUGUUUAUGAUUAAAAACCUAUUGAUUGAAACUCCAAGGUUUGUUAUUGAUAAUCAUCAACAGCAUCUAAUUGCCAUGUAGACACAUUUCUAUGCAAGCUUAUGUAUUUGUUCAAGGCCAGACCGGGUAGUACUGAAUUAAACCAAUUACCCCAGCAAGAAGCGCCGGCUAAAUCAUAUCGAGAAAAUUAUACAGAAAAUUAUACAGUCUGUGCUUGCAUUUCACUAGCAUUCAUACUCACCUGAAUACAUUUUUCCUACUGACCAAUAUCCAUAUUUUGAAGUCUGGUGUUCAUGCUUUAGCUUUUCGAAUAGUUGAUUGUUUAAUCAUGGCCAUGACGUUUUGGAGAAAAGUUUACAAGUCAAGUGACGAGACGUUUAGACCUAUCAAUUUAAUUUUGACAAAACAAGGACACUUUAUCGCCCAUUAAGACAGUUAACGAACCCAUAGGGACCCUCCGAAAUUUGUUCCUACAGCCUAAUACUCAGAGAGAUGGAAUGCCCUUAAAUUUGGAGAAUUUGCAACCACAAAGAGGCUAGAUGCAGUCCAAAGCAAUCGGUAUUUGUGCUGCUAACAAUCUGACUGGAAUAAGUUGUACCUGAUCCAUUUUAUUUUACCUCUGAUGAAAUCCAAAAAGCGGUCCUAACAUUACACUUGGGACGAGGCUGGUAUGACUUCGAGCCAGUAAGUCGGAUUCAGUUAAAGAAUAGAACGGGGAAUUUAUGCAGUAGUCAAGGAUUCCCGAUGUUUUACUUUUCUUUUGCUAAUGCUCGCGUGAAUACCGAACCGAAGCUAAACAUUGGAUUGCUGAUAAGAAACCUUGGGUGGACUGGGUACGCUAAUCCAGCAGACGAACGGUUAAAGACAGUGUGACAAGCUUGCUUACAGCUAAGCUACAGAAACUGUGAGAAUAAACGGAAAGCGACUUCUGGAUGAUACUGGGAUAGCAGAAAUAAUAACUUCCAGGCAGGCAGCUGGUUUAUUUCACGAAAUUACUGUGCUGCUUGAUUUUUUGAAUGGACGCAUUUCUUAGUCCGACUUUGGGUUACUGACUAGAAAAUGAAGUUUCUUCGCAUCAGCGGCGAGAUCCCACUGGCUAAUCCGUUUGCAGGCACGGAAAAGACAUGUCUGACAGAAACAUGGCUAAAGCAUCUGGUUCGACAGUUUAACGUCAUCCACAACUAUUUCUAACUGUCCAUUUGUGUAUAUGUGAAAGAGCAAUGGCUCCAGCACAUAACUAUAUGGACUAGCAGACUAUCAGCACUGCGAUACUAUGUCGGGGAACUGCUAACCCUCGAUGAAUUUUACAUUUUCCCAAAAGCGGCCGGGUGCGAACGGACUUAAAGCACUGGUUAUGAUAAUCAGGUUGUCUUUCAUUUUCUGGGGUUUCUAGAAGAUCAAAUGGGUGUGAGGUUUAGGUGACAAUCAACGCCAAGGGCAUGACCUCUAUCGGAAGUACCCCCUUAACAAUCUUUUGAUGUCGAAAUGUAUAUAUAUGGACAAUUGAGGUGCUAUUAAUUUUUAAGUUGUACAGGUUCUCGCAAUUUCCGCUAUAAGCCGGAUUUUGCGGCUAGAAGUUACUUGGAAUCUACAAACUAAUAAGACUAUACGCAAAUGGUAGAACUGAUCUUAUCCGGUUAGAGGUGUGGGUCUAUUGCCGCUGUCCGAGGUGGGGAGUUCCUCUAACAACUGUGUUGUAGUUGACCAGCAGCAGAUGGGGGAGGAUUCUGCGGCGGGUUGCUAAACGGUCGUUCCUUGACGUUAUUACCUCCCGAACAAUCCUUAAACAUCUAGGGGGGAUAGCAUGACUCUUUUUGAAGUUUGGCUUUUUAAUUGCUUGCCUAUGUGCUCUGUGAUUUACCGAACAUUUCGACUGUCAAAGGCAGCCAAUAAUGAGCGGUGGGCAUGCGACCCUGCAGUCUCCUUGAACACGCCUAUGCGAGAGUAUUUGCCCUAAACCUGCUGUCGAUUAAACCUCUAAGAAUCAUCCUUGCGAUAAAUUUAUCUAUCAGUUCUACCAAAGGCAUUGUUGAUCUGCGGCGCACAUUGUGUAACAAAUUCGUGAUUUUUCUUAGUCAGACUGCUGACCCUUUGACGUUUAGCUUUUAGCCUCUCUUCCUUGAGGCAGCUUGAUUAUGAGACCUUAGUGUUUAUUUGCCUCCGCUUCUAACAUGCUGGCUCAAGUAAUCAAACUUCCUGUGUUACCCAUAUAUCAAACAACUAGUUUUCUCUUCUGCUGGCGGUAACUAAGUUGUUUGAAUGCAUACUUCAAUGCCUUAAUUUCUUCUGUAUCUGUAAUCGCGGACAGCUACGUCGCUUUAUUGUUUCAUCAAGGAUGCUACUGGCUGUAUUAUUCCCAAUAAUCAGGAAUUUCUUUCUGUUCACCAAGGUGAUUAAGAUCCCCAAAGGUGACUUUCGCGCAUGCUUUGCAGAGCUGACGUCAGCUAGACUUUUCUGGCCUCGUAAACAUAACUUUACUAACACGAACUUUGGCAUAUUUUAUAUGCUGCCAACAACUGUGUUGUCAUUAAGACUGAGUGGAGAUGCGUGGCCCCCAGUUUGUGUGCAGAGCAACCUGCUUCACCAAUAAACCACGUAAUUGUUUUUGAUGAUGCUAGGAGGUCGUCCUUUUCAAUCAAUCGUCAGUAUGGAGUUCAAAAGCUUAAACGUUCUGUCCCAAUUUCUGGAGGCGAGAAACAUUUAUCUCCCGGACAACGACAUGAGCACCAUUUGAUGAGUUCUCAGUAACAGCAGAAAUUCCAUAAGCCUGCCGAGUGCAUUGCGCGUUUUAACAACGCGAUAUACUCUCGAUUGGACAAUCUUUCUUUCCGAUAGUUGUAGCGGCCAUAUUACAAGACCUUUCACUCCAACAUGCCAUCUUAUCAACAGUACUCCUGGCAUGUGAAGUAAUUGUUCACGAACAAGUUUUUACUGGGUCGUCCGCAAAAAACAUCCCUAUCAUUGGUAGUGCCGUGUGCGUCUAUCACUUAACUUCCGACAACUGAGGACUUUGGAAAUCAGUUGAUUAUAACUUUUGGUUUUCGAUGGUAAAGUUUUUCACAAGUAUCGUUGGAGUUUUCUUCUCGAGCUUUAGGAGAGCGUCCAGCUGGGGUUCUACUUUCCGCGACUUAUUCUUCAGGUCUUAUUCGAUUUUAGAAUGAUGAUUAAUUAGCACUCCAAGCUCAGUUUACAACAAACGUAACUGGAGAGAUCAAUUGAGCUCUAAUACGGACUAACCACAAGCCACAUUUCACCCUUCCACAGAAUGGGCCUGGAUGAAUCUGUCCUGUCUGUGACAAAACCGUUCCAAACUUGGCAACUAGUUACAUUCAAUGAAACUGCCCAAUUGACUUUUAUUAUAGAUUUAGACUACUCUAACGGGUGACAUGGUAGUUCGACCGCCGCGACCGACGACGUUUACUGCGUGUUUCGCAAAAGGGUAGGAGCAGGGACGGUGACUUGUGCGAAAAUUAGUUUAUAGUAAUAGCAGGAAUUAUAUGAAGAGUUCGGCCUAUAAAUGAUUUCUAAGUGUAGUGACAAUUGGGUGGACGGUUCCAUAGAAUUGAGCUUCAUAUUGCAAAUUUUCACUGAAGCACGUCUUUAAUUUGUCUUUCUUGUGACAUUUCUAAACUUGCGGCUGCACGUGCAAGGUUUUGGUGCCAGUGGUGCAUGAUAAGACUUCGCAGUUCCGCCAGUUGUCUUUAAUUGGUAGCUGCUUGUCACAAAGUUCAGUAAAGGCCUGCACUGUUUAUCGCGAAGCAAUCAUCCGCUUUCUGGGCAGUCGAUGCCAAAAAAACGCGACCCAUUAUGUUUGAAGUACACUAGUCUUUAACUUGCAGCACUUAUCUAUGGAAGCAUGCGGUUUCAUGAGGGGUUUCGGUUGAACAUAAGCCUUUACGGCAAAAUCCUUAAGUACCAAGCUUUCUGGUACUUCAGCUAACAGUACUGGAACCCAUGCGAAACGUCAGAAGACUGCAGUAGUAGAUACACAGUGUUGGAUGCUUACGAUUACCAAAAGGUCUACGCAGUAUGUUGAAAGCCAGUUGCAGACUAUAACUUGACGGGAAAGUACAUUGAGCAAUUGUAGAUAGCAGACGUAUUAGUUUCUUUGCAAGUCAAAAUCAUGUACACUGUCUCUAAAAGUGCUCUGGAAGCGCACGGCAUCACUCUUUAUGCAAGCCGUUUUCUCUGAGAACUCAAGCUACCCUGACCCUGACAGUUGCCUUUAAUAAUGAUUCUGUUCUAACUUGGAUCAUUUCUUAUUUUAGAAAGAAAACCGCAACAUUCUACCGCCAUUUAGUAAACUUGCCUCUCAGUACUGCGAUUUGUACAAAUCAACAUCUGUCAAAUUUCAAGAGUUAUUAUAG